UCGCUGCUUGAGGCAUAAACUAAACGAAACUUAACUUUUCAUGUGGUUUGCGGGCGUUUUAGUUUUGUUGUGCGGAAUCAACGGGGACACAAGAGCACUGUAUCUUUCAGAAGAAAGUCAGCGUUAUAGUCCACAUCAUUAUGGCACAUUAUAGAGCAACAGACCCCAAAAGGGAACAGUUUCGGAGAUAUCUGGAAAAAGCUGGUGUUGUUGACACUCUCACAAGCGUUCUAGUGGCUCUGUAUGAACAAUCUGAUAGGCCCACCAAUGCAUUGGAAUUUGUGCAGCAGCAUCUCUGCGCUGCUGCUCAGACUUCGGCAGACACGGAGGCUCUGCAGCAGGAGGUGAUGGACUUAAAGGAGAAAUGUGCAAGCCUGGCAGAGGAAAACAAAGACCUUAAAACAAGGCUGCAGCGUUUUGAACCUGCAUCAGAAGAUGGAGCCACAGCUGACUAGACCACAGCGCUGGUUUGGCUUAAAUAAUGUAAUUUUUCACUUUCAAAACACGAUCACACUAAUAUGUGAAGGCCAAGAUUUUUUAGGUAUUUUCCUUUGUAAAUCUUAUUUUCUAUGUUUCUUAGAAUCUAACUUAUUCUGUACAUGUGUGUAAAUAAGUUUUUUUCUUGUUUGUUCAGACUCAAGUAUAGCUUUUCUUAUAUGACUGGCCAGGUCAGUUCUUAAGAUGUGGGACAUGUUAUUUAAUUGCAUUUUUUGGAGGUCUAUGCCUGAUUAUACUACUGAAAAUGUUAUUUUUUUGGCAUAAUUAUAAACACACGCACUGUCCAGAUUGACAUGAAAGUGUCGACAGUGACACACUUUAUUUGUAAUGGUCUGACGAAAGUAAACGUGUAAGUCACCAGUAAAAUAAAGCACAGUCUCGUGAU
Plectropomus leopardus (leopard coralgrouper) is the source of this 883-nucleotide messenger RNA. RefSeq names its product c-Myc-binding protein-like. The record is from RefSeq and is a predicted model, not a curated record. Gene Ontology annotation, molecular function: transcription coactivator activity. Gene Ontology annotation, biological process: regulation of DNA-templated transcription. Lineage: Eukaryota; Metazoa; Chordata; Actinopteri; Perciformes; Serranidae. Gene Ontology annotation, cellular component: nucleus.